CUAGUUCUCUACACUGGCACCUCCUCCUGGCAGGCGACUUUGCCAUAUUCCAUUCCUCCUCACACGAAGAAUCUGGCUGGAUUCCAAAGCAGCAACUUUUGUAUGAGCCUUCCUGCAUUGUUGCCGUGCAAAGUCGACAUGAAAGGCUGGAUUGCUCACUUCCUCACAGGGACCCUUUCUCAAUGGUGGUAGUUACUCGUGAUCAGGGCAAUGGCCUCUGUCAGCGUGACAAUUGUUCAGUUGCCGUGCAUUGACGCUGCCAGCAUUGAGGGAAAUUCAGAGGUUACCACUUCUAGAUUCUCGAGCAUGGCUUCCUCCAGAGCCAAGUCGACGUCAGUACAUCCCGAUACUCACAGUUCUGAUCAGUGUCCUGCACCGCAACCUCCUUUUAAACAUGUCCCUACUGCAUCCGUCCCUCCACUGCCACCAUCGCUUCAGCAAAGCCUCUCUCAAAAAAGGCUCUCCACAAGCGGGAGAGUAACCCUAUGCGUCUUCAAAGCCAGUCUCCACCGCUUUCGCCAGCGAUCCACCCCUUGGUUGUCAGAUCGUCGUGCUCGUUAUCUCCACACACUCCCCCCGUGCCCAAGUUCGCGAGCAGCGUCACGGCUCGGCAAUGUGGAGAUUUCCAAGCCACGAACCGUUUCGUUCAAUCAUCAAAUGUUACUGCCAGGGAUUCCAUCUCUCCAGCUGUGACUGAAUCCCCGAACGCAGAUGGACGUGGAAAUGGAAAGCUUGAUGCUUGUUUCGCAACAAGUCCAAUCUCAAAGCGCAAGAGAUCAGCGGAAGGGAUUGAGUCCGGCUCGACCGUUCCGGCUGAAACCUCCAGACAAAUUGGUCUCGUUUUGUCAACCAAUGAUGGACAACCUCCUCAUUUGACAGGGAUGGACGCUGCUGUCAGUAGUCAACCUGCCGCAUCAGGAAUAUUUGAUCAGAAUGCUUACGCGACCAAUAUCAAUGCCUCGUUGACGUCACCGUCAAGUGCGAAGAAGCUGUGUAGCCAGCACGAGUUCUGUGCGGGAUUGUCAAAUGCGGCAGACACACGUGAUGCUUCUACGGGGAGUCCUGUAUCGGAUAACGCAGCUCACAAUCGUGGGAGCGGAAAUGCAACUGGACCCGCGGAGUUACAGCGAAGAAUCCUCUUUCCCUCGGAAUACAGCCAGGUGGUGCCUACGAUUCCGUCAUCACCAUUGACCAUGAUAAUGACCCCGUCUGCUGAUAAGUAUCCUCGCUGCGUCUCACAUGACAAAAGUCCGCUUCAGCGCUCCGUGUCAUGCUGUAUCAUGACUCCCAUGGGGCCUCCAGCAUCUCCCCGCUCACCUAAUCAGCUUCGAAAAUCUGGCAGCUUCGGGGUUGCCUCCUCCCCGCGUUACGUGCCAUUGGCUCCGCGAAUUAAGGCGUCGCCUCCUCUGACUCCAUCUUCCAUUCCGCUAUUCCACGGCUCACCAGUCAUUCCGCCUGUUGGCCAGAGAGCUGCGAAGAUCUUUGGCUUGAUGGGAAUAAAUGCUUGUGCUAGCCCCUCUCUUACUGCAACAAACAGCCAUUGUCCGUUGAAUGCUGCUCCUUUACCGCCUUCGCCGCUGCUGACAAAGUCGCAAAGUUACUCCGUUACCCUCUCUCCAGGGAAAGCCGUCAUGCAGCAGAGCAAGGGUGUGAUCACAAGGAGUCUAAGCGAUCCUCGCUUAUUUCUCACCAAGGACUCUCUUCCGCCUCCAGAUGCCUCACAAUAUUCUGCUCAGGGAGAACGUCAGUCGCUGCCGUCGCCUGGCGGAUGGGCUCUGCAACGAAGCAGUUCCGCUACAUGGUCACCCAUGUGCCAUCCCAAAUGGCGUCGCCUUUCCGACAGCUUCAAUCUCCUGCUGCGCUCCCCCUACCGCCGCCAGCCCAUCCUGUCCAGAGCCCGAUUCCUGUGGCGCAGCUUUCUCCUCAUCUGCGCGCUAGACCAUCAACCAGCUCUGCAGGCUGCUGUUCGUCUCCCGUGGGACCUGGUGUGCAUAAUGGGCUUGGAUGGGUGGACCGGCUGUCCGAUAUAGCGAAGCAAAAGGCCAACGCCAUGUCCGCGGCUUCUCACGAUCUCACGCCAAGGAGGACCACGCUUCACUCUGGAAGCCAACCUGUGGGAUGCGCAAGUCCGGCUGGUAACCAGCCUCAGGGUUACAUCGCACUGGAGCUGCAGGUCGGGCAGACGAUGCAGAUCCGGAGUGGUUGCAGCUCUACAGUGGCAUUAGCAUUUUCGGCUGAUGCUAUGGGGUCACGCGGAAGCCAAUGCAGGGUCCGCCUUCUUCUGGAAAGGCCUCUCCGAUGGGAUCUCGACCUCUUACAGGAGGGCUUCUCAACAAUUUACAGCCUCGGCUGCUGCCGUCGUCACGAUCCCUUCAACAGGUCACUGAUACACAUGGAACUGACCAGCAGCAGCAACCCAUGCGUCUCCAGUCAUCUGAGCCGCAGCAGCAGCAGUCUAAACUUCAACAGGAGGCUCAGCAGAAGCAGAAUAAGCUACAUGCAAACUCAGGGAUCCAGGGAGACUCGAGACCCUUGCAACCAACAGAGGAUUUGCAGCAGCUGCAGCAGAAGCAGCAACACCAGCAGUGUGCAACGGCGAAUGCUCAUCAGCCAAGUCUUGAUCAUUGCCACAGCUAUCACUACCAGCAACAGCAGCAUCAGCAAUCGAGCUACCAUCAGCAACAGGUGCAGCAGCGUCAGCCCAAUCCGAGCACCAGUCAGAGGUCUCCUCAGGCAGAGUUGCAGGAUGUUGUGAACACAGUGCCUCUGCUGGUGAAUGCCGCACCUGCAUGUGACUCGACUUCUCCGCAUCCCACCCGUGCCUUCUCACACAUGGAUUGCCCUGUGGGUAUGAAGAAAUCCGAGUCAGUGUGUGACAGCUCUGCCACUUCGGUUUCACGUGCUCCUGCUCCGCUUCCACGUGCAUCGACUGCUCCUACUGCUUCACAUACAGCUAACUUGGACCACUAUACGAGCUCGAUGCUUCUUCAGCAAAGCAGCAUCUUUCAAGGAGAAACGGAUCCAUGCUCAGAGCAACAUCUAUCGGCUCCUCCCGGAAACUUCACCAAUGCGCUUCCUUUUGGCCAUGGAGGAAUUCUAACCAAUGAUCACCUUACAACAGGCCUAGACUACAUGGCUUCUCCGGUUGAUGACAUGGAUGGGGCUACCUGGACCGAUGCUGGUCUGGCUACAGUGCAAGAACUGGAGCUGCAGGAGCUAGAAGUACUGGAAUGGCUGCCUGACAAUGACAUUGGGGCAAGCGGUUUCUUUGACCACAUUGACCAUGGCUUGGAUCAGGCAGGGCUUGAAGGUGCAAUCACAUUGGCUAAUGAUGACAAUGGCGAGCAAGAUGUUGACGAGGAGGAGGCUGCAGAGCUGGAGCCACAGCAGUUUGCUAACUCGGCAGCGGUGAGCACUGAUGGUACACUGCAUCCGGUCAAGUUGCCUGAAGCUGGACAAGACGGCGCUGCCUUUGAGCCAGAGACGAAAGGAGCCGAAAUGGAAGGUCCUGCAGUGGAGAUUGCUGGGUGGACAGCACAAGGGAUGCCAGUGAUUGUGGAAGGAGAGACUAUGGGGAGAGGCAAUGGAAUGAGUGGGUCUGUGAAUCCUGGCUCUGCAUCAGAAGCAGCUGCUGUGGUGGAAGAUGGAGAUCAGGGCGUCCUAGUGGAAGUGCCACAGAGCAGGAGGAGAUGGCAUGCCUCAAGUGCACUGAAGACGUGCAGCUGUGGUGUCCUAUGGAGUACUGAUUCUGUAAAGCUGACAAGCGUGACGUAAGAGAGCGCAAGCUUGCAUCGCUGUGUGACAUAACUCUGCUCUGGCGAAUCCCUCGCUACUGAAUGACCAGUUACUGGAAGACUUGUUCAAGCUGGAUCCAGGAACUUAGGAGAGUACUUUGUGAAGUUCUGGCAGUAAUGACCUUCAGCUAUGCUUCUGACAACAACCUACCUUCAUCUGCUGGCAUUCAAUGCAUUGUGUGCUGAAGUAACUUAUACUACAG
Messenger RNA from Closterium sp. NIES-67, 3997 nucleotides. NCBI's taxonomy places the organism in Eukaryota, Viridiplantae, Streptophyta, Zygnematophyceae, Desmidiales, Closteriaceae. The record is from the annotation of a GenBank genome assembly.